Saccharomycodes ludwigii is the source of this 2010-nucleotide messenger RNA. RefSeq names its product GTP-Rho binding exocyst subunit EXO70 (gene EXO70). Gene Ontology annotation, cellular component: exocyst. The record is from RefSeq and is a predicted model, not a curated record. Bases 1 to 2010 code for a protein of 669 amino acids. Lineage: Eukaryota; Fungi; Ascomycota; Saccharomycetes; Saccharomycodales; Saccharomycodaceae. Gene Ontology annotation, biological process: exocytosis. The transcript has a single exon. Gene Ontology annotation, molecular function: phosphatidylinositol-4,5-bisphosphate binding.
AUGACCACUGAUAUGAUUGAUAUUGAUGAAGCUGAUAUUUUAGUACUUCAACGUGGCUUAAAUAAGACACAAUUAUUAACCAAUUCGUUAACCAAUUCUUUAACCACAAUUCAAAAAUCAGCAGCUACUUCACACCAACUAUUUGCACCUAUUUUGUUAACCAAUCAGCGAUUGACUAUUUUAACCAAGAAUAUUGAACAAAGUCUGGACUCCUUAUCUUCGAUCAAAGACGUGGCCACUGAUGCAUCCAAACACGAUCUGGUAUUAUCUCAACCAAUAGAAAAGGUUGGGUUGUCUCAAUUCAUCAAAGCAAUUUAUAAAAUUGAAGAUCUAUUGGAAAAUAUGGAUGACGUUGCUUCUGCUAACAAUUCCAGUAAUUCAUCGUCAACUGCAGAAUUUCAUGGUGUUGCUGCUAAUUUACAGUCUACAAUAGCCAAUUCGGAACGAAGAUUACACCAGUAUUUAAUUUCAUUGUGUAAUAGUAUACAACCAUUUGAUCCACAGUUGUAUAUUAAUAAAAGAUUGCCAUUCCCUUAUUAUGAAGAUUUAGAUCUACAAGAGAUGAAACAAAUUCUAGAAUUUUUCCAGGCACAAAAUAAAUACGAUAGCAUACUAGACUUGAUCAUUCAACAAAGAAGCCAAUUUAUCUUAAAAUGUAUGGCAUUUCUAGAGGAGUUUACCAAAGAGCUAACUAAAACUGAUAAUGCACCCUAUGAAAAGGGUACUAGCGGGAUUCUAAACUAUACAGAGGCCUUAACUGGUGUCAUACCAUUAGAAGAAAAUUUUGUCACUGACUUACAGUUGGAAAAGGGAACGUUGGUGAAAAUAUUGACACCUGUUAUUUCAAGUUUUUCAAAAAUUUGUCAAUCCAAUAUGAAAAAAGUCAGCGGAAACAUGGUCAACUUGGGUCUUUUCACGUUUGAAUUGGAUGAUUGUAUUACAAAAGUUAUAAAAGCUUUAAAAAAUAUUUCCUUGUUGCAAGACCAAUUAGUAUUGAUAAGGCAAAAAUGCCAGCAAUUAUCAAUUAACUUGUUAGAUGAAAUGAUAAUAUAUAUUAACAAAAAAGCAACUAAUCUAAACUCAUUACCGAGCGAUUUUGGAAUUACAGAAACAACUGUGGAUAUAAUGAGUAAAUUACGCAGAUUCAGUGAUUAUCAAAAGGAGGAGUUGACAGUGUUAAAAAACAAUCCAAUAACAAUACAAAGCUGGCUACCUGGCGAGGAUACCAAAUGGUAUAAGGCUUUUCAUAGUCUCAACAAACAAGAAUUAUCUAAUAAUACAACGCUAUCAACAACCAGUCCCGAGGUUCUACUAUCAUGUUUUAUAGGUGAUUGUUUGGACGAUUUAUGUGUUUCGUUAGAAAUGCGCGCAGCGAAAUUGCUUUCACAACCGCAACAACAAAACACUCAUCAUUAUUUCCAUAGGCCAUCAUUGGACGGAAAUGAUGGAGAGCAUAUUGGUGGUGGAAAUGGGGUUCCAAGUGCCGAUGAAAUUAAAUCACUUGUUGGAUUUUUCUUGGUUACUAAUAUUACUUUAAUGGAGCAGAUUUUGGCUAGAUCUGCCGAUUUAAACACCAUGUUGAAUGUAAUUCCGCAACGUCAACCAAGAAUUAUGAAACUGAAAAGAAGAUAUUUAGAAUAUUUCUUAAUUCAAUGGAAGAAAAUAACACAAUCCAUAAUGUCAUUGUGUACAACUGCUGGUGGCGGUGCUAUGAUGAGUACAAGUUUAGAGGAUACUCCUGGGGGUAAAACUAAAAAAGAUAAAGAGCAUGCAAAGGACGUUUUGCGUGUUUUUAAUGAAAAACUCGAUGAGUUAUUAAGUGGGUUUAAGAGGCUGAAAAUAAGUGACCCUGGUUUAAAGAAGUGGUUGGUUGGCGAAAUUAAGGGGAUGCUUGAACCUGUUUACAAAUUAGUUUGGAAUAGAUAUAAAGAUGGGUUUAAACAUAGACAAAAACAUUUGAAAUACUCACCCGAGGAUUUAAGUUCUUUAUUGAACGGAUUAAGUAGGUGA